CUAGGGUAGAGAGCUGCGGAAGCGGCGUCGCCGGAACCAUGGGCACCCGAUCGCAUAUCUCUGGUGUCCUUGCUGGUGGCGGGAACACCGGGUGGCUCUGGAUGAGCUCCUGCAACCUAGGUUCGCCAGUCCUGCCUAUUUCCUUUCUCUUUUGGUUGUUAUUGGCCGCGCCUGGCGCUCGGGCCGCGGGUUACAAGACAUGUCCCACAACGAAGCCAGGCAUGAUCAACGUGCACCUGCUGCCCCAUACACAUGAUGACGUGGGCUGGCUGAAGACAGUGGACCAAUACUAUUAUGGCAUGGACCUUGACUUCCUGACCUUCAUGCCCACAGUACUGAGUGAUGUUCAGCACGCAUCUGUUCAGUACAUCCUAGACUCAGUAAUCGCCGCUCUCCAGGAGAAUCCCACCCGUCGCUUCAUCUAUGUGGAAAUGGCUUUCUUUUCCCGUUGGUGGGAGCACCAGAGCAACGCAACCCAGGACAUUGUGCGGAACCUCGUGCGCCAGGGGCGCCUGGAAUUUGUCAAUGGUGGAUGGGUGAUGAACGACGAGGCAGCCACCCACUAUGGUGCUAUCGUGGACCAGAUGACACUCGGGCUGCGCUUCCUGCAAGACACAUUUGGUAGUGACGGACUUCCCCGUGUCGCCUGGCAUAUUGACCCUUUCGGCCACUCUCGUGAACAGGCCUCCCUGUUUGCCCAGAUGGGAUUUGAUGGCUUCUUCCUUGGGCGCAUUGACUAUCAAGAUAAAUUUAAUCGGAAGAACCUGCUGAGGAUGGAGGAGCUGUGGAGAGCCAGUGACAGCCUGAAGCCCCCCGCCGCUGACCUCUUUACUGGUGUGCUCCCCAAUAAUUACAACCCUCCGAAGGACCUGUGCUGGGAUGUGCUAUGCACAGAUCCUCCCAUCGUGGAGGAUCCCCAGAGCCCUGAGUUCAAUGCAAAGAAGUUGGUCAAUUACUUCCUGAAGCUCGCCUCUUCCCAGAAAAAGUAUUACCGAACCAACCACACUGUGAUGACCAUGGGCUCAGACUUCCAGUAUGAGAAUGCCAACAUGUGGUUCAAAAAUAUGGACAAGCUUAUCCGCCUGGUGAACGCGCAGCAGGCGAAAGGGAGCCAGGUCCACGUUCUCUACUCCACACCUACGUGUUACCUCUGGGAGCUGAACAAGGCCAAACUCACCUGGACAGUGAAGAAGGACGACUUCUUUCCUUAUGCCGAUGGCCCCCACAUGUUCUGGACUGGCUAUUUUUCCAGCAGGCCAGCCCUCAAGCGCUAUGAGCGCCUCAGUUACAACUUCCUGCAGGUGUGCAACCAGCUUGAAGCACUGGUGGGUCCCCAAGCCAACGUGGGACCCUAUGGCUCAGGAAACAGUGCACCCCUUAAGGAGGCCAUGGCGGUGCUCCAGCACCAUGACGCUGUCAGUGGUACUGCAAAGCAGAAUGUUGUAAAUGACUACGCGAAGCAGCUGGCAGCAGGCUGGGGACCCUGUGAGGUUCUCGUGAGCAACGCUCUGGCACAACUCAGCCAAUACAAACAGAACUUCUCAUUCUGUCGCGAGCUCAACAUCAGCAUCUGCCCAGUCAGCCAGAAGUCGGAGCGCUUCCGGGUAACUGUUUACAACCCCGUGGGGCGAAAGGUGGAUCGGAUGGUUCGGCUGCCUGUCGGUCAAGGCAACUACUUCGUGAAGGACCCCAAUGAUAAGAGCGUUCCCAGUAAUGUGGUGAUGGUUCCCAGUUCUUACCAGUCGUACCAGUUUGAGCUGCUGUUCCCAGUCUCAGUGCCCGCCCUGGGCUUCAGCAGCUACUCUGUGACCAAAGUGAGUGGCCGUAACGACCAGGCCCGCCACCUGCUGGCCAGGCCCAGGAAGCCCAAGUCCCGGGUCUUAGUCAUUGAAAAUAAGUACAUUCGGGCCACAUUUGACUCCGACACGGGCUUGUUGAUGAAGAUUGAAAACAUGGAAGAGAAUAUCUUGCUGGAAGUGAGCCAAGGCUUCUUUUGGUACAACGCCAGCGUUGGGGAUGGGAAGAGUUCUCAGGCUUCUGGUGCUUACAUCUUCAGACCUGGUGCUCGAAAACCACGGCCUGUGAGCCGCUGGGCUCAGAUCAGUUUGGUGAAGACAGACUUGGUGCAGGAGGUACACCAGAAUUUUUCAGCCUGGUGUUCUCAAGUGAUUCGCCUGUACAAAGGACAGCGUCAUUUGGAGCUGGAGUGGACAGUGGGACCAAUCCCAGUGGAAGAUGACUGGGGGAAGGAGGUCAUCAGCCGCUUUGACACCCCAUUGAAAACCAAGGGAGAAUUCUUCACGGACAGCAACGGCCGGGAGAUCCUGAAGAGGAGGGGUGAUUACCGACCCACUUGGACGUUAAAUCAGACUGAGCCCGUGGCUGGAAACUACUAUCCUGUCAACACUCGAAUUUACAUCAUGGACGGCCAAAUGCAGCUGACCGUGUUGACUGACCGCUCCCAGGGGGGCAGCAGCCUGCAGGAUGGCUCACUGGAGCUCAUGGUGCACCGACGGCUGUUGGUGGAUGAUCAGCGUGGAGUGGGGGAAGCCUUGUUGGAGACAAAUACCGGGGAUAAGGUUCGAGGGCGCCACCUUGUGGUGGUGAGCUCUGUUAGAGGUGCGGCUGCAAGACACCGACUGCUGGCGGAGCAGGAAGUCCUGGCCCCUCAGGUGGUGCUGGCUCCGGGGAGCGGCAGUCCCUAUCGAUCCCAGGCAUCACUAAAGACUCAGUUCUCUGGGCUUCGCCAAGCCCUACCCCCACAGGUGCAUCUGCUCACGCUGGCUCGCUGGGGUCCAAAGAUGGUGCUGCUGCGCUUGGAGCACCAGUUCGCCGUGAAAGAAGAUCAUAACCUGAGCUCCCCUGUGACCUUGAACGUGGAGAACCUGUUCCAGACCUUCACCAUCGUCUACCUGCAGGAGACCACGCUGGCAGCCAACCAGCCCCUGUCCAGGGCUUCCAGGCUCAAGUGGAUGACAAAUACCGGGCCCAUCUCCUACCCAGCUCCUUCCACGUUGGACCCUACCUCAGUCACACUGCAGCCUAUGGAAAUACGGACCUUCCUGGCCUCAGUUCAGUGGCAAGAAGCCAGCUAGGCCUGCCAGGAGCAGGAGCAGGAGCAGGAGCAGACCUCCUCUUCUCCUGCUGUAACCACUCAAAAAAAUCAUUAAAAGGUUUCUACUGAGA
This is a messenger RNA of Apodemus sylvaticus (European woodmouse), 3186 nucleotides long. RefSeq names its product mannosidase alpha class 2B member 1 (gene Man2b1). Gene Ontology annotation, cellular component: lysosome. The transcript has 24 exons. Gene Ontology annotation, biological process: mannose metabolic process. The record is from RefSeq and is a predicted model, not a curated record. Gene Ontology annotation, molecular function: alpha-mannosidase activity; carbohydrate binding. NCBI's taxonomy places the organism in Eukaryota, Metazoa, Chordata, Mammalia, Rodentia, Muridae. Bases 39 to 3095 code for a protein of 1018 amino acids.